Messenger RNA from Panicum hallii, 1499 nucleotides. RefSeq lists its product as uncharacterized. Gene Ontology annotation, molecular function: protein binding. The record is from RefSeq and is a predicted model, not a curated record. Bases 110 to 1186 code for a protein of 358 amino acids. The transcript has 2 exons. Lineage: Eukaryota; Viridiplantae; Streptophyta; Magnoliopsida; Poales; Poaceae.
GAAUUGGUGUUUCCGUCGCGCAAACGCCGCAACAGCCCAGGAAAACAAAAAAGCCCAAUUCAGAUUGCGAUCGCCGGACGCCGCCCAAUACGGGGGGAUCGCGAUCGCCAUGGCCGCCACGGGCUGGUCGGACCUCCCGUCGGAGCUCCUCACCGACAUCGCCGGCGGUAUCACCGAGCUCGCCGACAUCGCACGCUUCCGCUCCGUCUGCUCGUCCUGGCGGUCGGCGGCGGGGCACGCCGCGGCCGCGCCCCCGCCGCAGCCGCCGUGGCUCCUCCUCCCGUCCUCCCCGUCCCGGCUCUUCUUCUGCCCCCGGGAGGACCGAAUCUACCCGGACCUCCGCCUGCCCCGCCCCGCCGCCGCCGCGAGCCACCGCCGCCGCCGCCGCCUCUACGCGUCCCCGCACGGCUGGACCCUCGCCGUCGACCCCACCGAUCUCGCGGCCUCCCUCGUCCACCCUUUCACCGGCGCCACCCGCCCGCUCCCGCCGCUCCCCGCCUUCUUCGCGGAGACCGACGACCUGGCCUGGGACUGGUCCCCGCACGGCGUCAUGGCGUCCUGCGGCGAGGGCCUCCUCUUCUGCGCCGCCGACCCGCCCGCCGCCUCCUGGGCCCCGAUCCCCGCCCUGGCCGACUGCAACGCCAGCAGCAUCAACUACGCCGCCGGCGAGUUCUUCGUCUUCGAGGAGGACGUCUGCCGCACUACCGUCGUCGACGCGGUCACCCUCGACGUCGCCGGCGUCAUCCCGGCCCCCGCCGUCGAGCUCCCCUCCGAGGCGCGUCUCGUGGUUGCCGGCGACGAGCUCUUCCUCCUCGUCAAGUCCAAGUGGAUGUACCUCUUCGGCGACGACGUCGACUUCUCCAAGGCCUUCCACGUCAACCACCGCAGCGUCGAUCCGGCCUGGCAGGAGCUCGACGGCAUCGGCGACCGCGCGCUGUUCGUGGAUUCCCUCCACGGGUUCGCCGUGCCGACGGCGGGAUUCGGCAAUCUCGAGAGCAACACCAUCUACUCGGUGAGCAGCAAGGAGGUGAGCAACAGGCGUCCCACCACGGUGAACUACAGCGUGUCGGCGUUCAGCCUGGAGAGCCGUAGCUCCAAGAAACUUGCGUGCCGGCUUAACGGCCGGGAGAUGGCCAUGCGUGGCGAGAUGCCAUCAUGGAUCAUACCAAGCUUGGUUGAAGGCUGAGACUGCGUGCCUGGAGACCAUCGUCUGUGUCCUUGCAGGGUUAGGGGACGGACAAGGAUGGAUAAUAAAGGAAAGGAUGACAGGGAGAUGAUGCAUGGGCGGCGGGGAAUAGCUGCUGAUGGGAUUGCUCGUGUGCGAUAAUGAAGCAAGCACCCAAUUACCCAUGUCAUUAUUUCCUCGAGAACUUAAAAGAAGAAGAAUCGCCGGUUGUAAUCGAGUCUGACUCGACGAUGAUAGCAGCAGCUAGCGACAUUCGUUUGUUGUCGCGUGUGGUAUAAAAUGGGCGCGGUUUUACUUUGUUGUCUUAAAAAAA